Molecule: messenger RNA, 2673 nt
Organism: Aedes albopictus (Asian tiger mosquito)
Lineage: Eukaryota; Metazoa; Arthropoda; Insecta; Diptera; Culicidae
Gene: Gga
Product: ADP-ribosylation factor-binding protein GGA2
Exons: 7
Coding region: 152-2278 (708 amino acids)
Biological process (GO): protein localization to cell surface; intracellular protein transport; Golgi to plasma membrane transport
Cellular component (GO): trans-Golgi network
Molecular function (GO): ubiquitin binding; phosphatidylinositol binding; small GTPase binding
Source: RefSeq, a predicted model, not a curated record
AUCAGUCAGUCAGUCAGUGACAGGUGAUGCAAAAAAUCGUAUUAUUAUUCUGCAGCAGAGGAAGAAAACAACAGUGGUGGAAUUUUAAUCGCAAAUUUUAGCAUUAAAAUCGGCGUUUAUUCCCAUUUUAAUUAAGUUUUCCUAGUGCAUUAUGGAUUCCGUUACGAUCCUGGACGGUUACUUACGCAAAGCAGUUAAUCCCAAAAAUGCCGAUCUCGACAUCUCCGCCAUCGAUCAGUUUUGUCUUACGCUGAAAAAGGAUCCUACGCUGAUAACGGUGGCCCCUUCCCUGCUAGCCGGUCGCAUUCAGUCGGGGAACAGCAAAGAAGCGCUGCUGGCGCUUGAUGCACUAGAGGAAUGUAUGGAGACGUGCGGGAAAGAAUUCCGGUCAGAGAUCAACAAAUUUCGUUUCCUGAACGAGCUGAUUAAGCUGGUGUCGAAAAAGUUCGAUGGUGAUAAGACACCCAAGGAGGUUUCAGAAAAGAUCCUGAACGUUCUCUUAACCUGGACGAAUAAAUACGAAAACUGUGGGAAAAUACAGGAAGCCUACAAUUUGCUUAAGACACAGGGAAUCGAACAUCAUCCUCAGCAGAACAUUGUGGUAAAGAGCACUCAAAAGAAUGAAGCACGAAGCAGCUUGGACGAAAAGGAGUUUGCCAAACUCCGGCAGCUAAUCAAUAGCAGUAAGCAGGAAGAUCGGGACAAAGCCAAUCUACUCAUUCAGAACUUCUACCGUGACGACGAACGACGCACCCAGAUGAAAAAUCGGCGAUUCGCAGAACUGCAGAAGGUGGCCGAGAACACCAAACUUUUGGACGAGAUGCUUUCGCAGUACCGGCCGGGGGAAAGCUCGGAGGACGAGCUGGCAAUUAUUCGGGAAAUUUUCGAAUCAUGCGAAGGGAUGCAUCCGACCAUUAUUCGUCUAGCAGAGGAAACGCAGCACAGUGAAGGAAUGUUGGAUCUAUCCCAUCAGAACGGAGUACAGAAUCUAGCAAAAUUUUGGAGUCUAGCCAGUGAAUUUGAAAAAAUAUUCGAGGUGAAUGAUAAUCUAACGCAGGUGCUGGACAAAUAUCGGCUGCUAAUUUUGAAGACACCAUCUUCUGAACACAAACCGGUCAAUUCCGCCAUUAGUUCGUCCGCAUCCCAGUCGAAAAGUUCAGAUUCGGUUUCAUACUCACCCAAUAUCACCGUGCCGGAUCCACUUGAUAGUCUAUUUGACAUUUCAACCAUUCCCUCGAGUAGCGAACCAGCACGCAAUGCGUUGGACGAUCUCAGUGAAAUAUUCUCCGCUUCUAUUAGCACCGAUGAUGGUGUGGCGGGUUCCAAGGAGAAUGCUUCUACCUCAUCGGCGGCAUCUAUAGUGAACACCGACACAAUACUGACCCCAGUGGUGAUGAGCAAUGGAACUAACGCACCACAGUUGGAUUUUCUGACGGCAGCUGCUACGACGAACGGAUUGAAUAAGUACAGUGGCAUUUCGAAUUUGGCGCAAGGUAGUUCAAAUGGUCAUGCGAGUGCUAACAUGAAAUAUGCACCGUCAAAUGUAGAAACAAACAAAAAGCCUUCCAGUACUAGUACCAAUAGCACCAAACUUGAACCUUCAAGUGGUGGUAAAACGAUACCUGAUCUAGACUUUUUAGUCAGUGGAAUGAAGACCACACUUCUAUCGCAAUCUAGUGUGAAAUCAUCCUCGGAAGAAACUCCGCAGUCUAAUGAGUUGGCCUCGAGUGAUGACGACGAUAAAGUAUUGAAUCCAGUCACUCCAACUGUAGACGUUCCUGUCCCAUUUCCACCGACACCUGUGGAACUUCCGCCAACAGAGGUCCCCAAAGCGAAACCGGAAUUCAAAUCCCUAGCCGAGAUAGUCGUGGACCUGGACAAUAUUCAACCUAGUCGGGAGCCGUCCCGAACGGUACUUAACGAAAAGGAUGGCCUUCAGAUAACGCUCAACUUCGCCAGCGACCACCCGAGACCGGAUGUCACCGUGAUCGUAAUUUCCACAAUCAAUCAAGGCCGCGAAGAAAUACCCAGCUUUCACUUCGACGCCAGUGUUCGAAAGCCGUGUAAAUUGCGGCUACUGCCUGCUUCCAGUACAAGCCUCCCGGGUACGAAACCGUUCCGACCGCCGGCGGAUGGUAUUACACAGGUCCUUCUGUUGGCAAAUCCCGCCGGGGAACCAGUCGACUUGACCUGUAUUCUCACGUACUGCGUUGGGGACGAUCCGGAUCCGAUCAAAGACUCGAUAGUGAUGAAAGAGGUUCCCUUCGUUAGGGAAUAGUGACCGAUCUGUGCUAUGCAUGUCCGAUUUGAUUUGAUCGUUAUGUAAGCGAUAGAAAGGUAGUCUGUGAUUACGGGGCAUUAUGUUUCAUUAUUUUCCUUAAGCUUUCGAAAAGGCAACUAUAUAUUAGAAGCGCAAUCAUCCUUUGGGGCCCUGUUUCAGUUGAUUGCAAGACCCGGUAACCUUGGUGAGGUCCAUCGUAGGGCACACAUUCUGACAAGGAGAGAAACAAUUCAAUUUUCUAUACCCAAAAGGUAGAAAUAUCACACUAUUGCAUUGCUUUAAGUCGAGCUGUUUGUAGCAAGUCGAUUAUUUUAACUAGUAUUGUAAAAAUAAAAUCAUUAUCCUAUCUUAACAUUUGACCGAAGAAAUAUCAAGUGUAUUAAAUAUUGAAA